Molecule: messenger RNA, 2094 nt
Organism: Juglans microcarpa x Juglans regia
Lineage: Eukaryota; Viridiplantae; Streptophyta; Magnoliopsida; Fagales; Juglandaceae
Product: CDT1-like protein b
Exons: 7
Coding region: 65-2020 (651 amino acids)
Biological process (GO): DNA replication checkpoint signaling; regulation of DNA-templated DNA replication initiation; mitotic cell cycle
Cellular component (GO): nucleus
Molecular function (GO): DNA polymerase binding; DNA binding
Source: RefSeq, a predicted model, not a curated record
CAUUGCGUCGUAUCCUGCAAAUCCCGACUCCAAAAUCCGUCACCCUUUCCCUCUGAGAUGCCAAAUGAACCCUUCAGAGAGCAUGUCAACUCCCUUCGACUCCAAGAAGCCCCUCCUUCAGGCAAAGUCCCCAAACCCUAACCAAUUGAGCUCCAAAACUCCAGAGAAGUCCACGCAGCUCCCCCGCUGGUCGCGUAACCGCGGCGUUACGCUCUCGAUAAAUGAAGUCCGAAAGGUCUCCGUGAGCCUCCGAGACUCGGAUCGUCCCGACCAAUCGAUGGCCCCUCAAAAGUCCGCCAGAAGGCAGAUAAAAUCCUGGCUUGCCGAAAGCCCAAUCCGUGAAUCGAAGAAAUCUGUCGGUGGACCCAUCAAGCUACCGGAAAAGUAUGAGCUUCUUGCCGAGUUUCUCGAUAGCUUGGAUAGUUCGAUUCGCUUGUUGCGGUUGAAGGGUUCGGCACCAACUUUUACGAAUAUUUGUCCAAAAAUCGAGUGUUUAACCGAUAGGAGGUUUUCAUAUGGUCACUUGGCUCAGAUGAAGUAUAUUUUACGUAAUGCAAUUGAAAUAAAGAGGGUACUUGUGUUUGAUGAGCGGACAAGUUGUAUGAAGCCAGAUCUUCACGUUUCUAUCAAUAUUGAGGCAAUUGAAGACGAUGGGAAGUUGACAUCUGAAAGCAGGAAUAUUUAUUUGAGGAAGGUGUUCAGAGAACUGCUUGCGGAUUUUUCAAAAUCCAAUCCUGAGGUUGAUGAAAUUCCGGAGGAAACAUUGCCAGAACCAUUUAAUCGUACAAAGCCAGACAUCCAUUCAAACAUAAGAAAAAUACGUACCUCAACAUUUCCUGUUAGGAUAUCUAUUGCUGCACUAACAGCUCAGCAGUCUGCAGUACCAGAAACCAGCAUUCGGGAUGAUGAAAAUUCAGAAGGAACAGAGCCAGAUCUGAAUUCAAACGUUACAGAAGCUCUCAACUUGGCAUUACCUGUUGGGACCUCAAUUGAAGCAAUUACAAAACAGCAACCAGUAGUAGCAUCACUUCUCCCUCAAUCUUUCCGUAAGAGCUUUUCGCAGAAAGUCACAUGCAAUGAAACAGAUACCGCUUCUCAGAACUUUUUAAAGACUUCCCUCCAACCUUCAGUUGAUCCAGUUCCAGAGUCACCCCCUCUUAACAGAAGUUCUUCCAACAAGGAAGCUGCUGCUGCUGCUGCUCGUGCUCCACAAGCAAAAUUGUCCAAUGAACCAGCCAGCAAUGGAAAAAGCGUAGCAUUUUGUGCUUCUCCUGCUUGUUUACCUCCUUCCUGCCCACCUGCAACCCCAAGCAAAGUUCCAGAGGCCAUCAAUAAUAAAAAUAGUUGUCCCACAGAAAUUUCUGAUGUAAAUGCAACUCCUGCAAAACUUACCUACACUCCAGAUAGGCUGAUGAAUGUGACACCCACGUUGCAUCCACCAAAGAGAUGCUAUAUGAGCCCAGAGGAUGAUUGUAUUAGCACACCACACAAGUUACCUAGGCGUCCGCCCCGUUCCAGGUCAUUGAAAUUUGACACUCCUGAAAAAAAUGAAAAUGUUGAAGUCGAAAUAGAUGACAAUGGAGUUGUUUCAGCUGAUACUGAUAUUUGUUAUGUUCUUCCUGAGAAUCUACUGCAAUCGAUAAGAGAGAAAGAGAUGAAGGCUAUAGAAGAACAAAACCCAGCAAUUUCCCUAGCAAAAAAGAGGCAAAAAAUUAUUGCUAGCCUCCCUAAGGUCUUUAACAUGAUUCACUUCUUAUUUCUAUCCAUUAAGCAGUCUGUUAUUACAAAACAGGAGCUUAUACACAAGAUAAUUUCAAGCCAUUGCAAUAUUGUUGACAGAAGAGAAGUUGAAGAGCAGCUGAGUCUCUUGCUAGAACUAGUUCCUGAAUGGAUUUCAGAAAAGUUGGCAUAUGGGGAUUUGCUCUUCUGUAUAAAUAAGAAAUCCAGUCCUGAAUCAGUAAGGGCGCGGCUUGAAGAAGCAAAGCAAGAGGACACCACCGUUUCUAGGGAAUUACUGUAGGAAACAUGUUGGGUGAUGGUCUGAAAUUUUCUUUACGAGCGGCUAUUUGUAAAUGAUUUAGUCUAAUUAUUUCA